UUGGUGGGGUGGUGGGAGCGACCCGACCGACGUGAACACACUGUGUGCUAUGACGAACGGUCUGCUCCGCCGGAUCGCCUAGAGAAUAAAAAUUCGACUUUUUCCCCGGUUUUCCGCAGGCCGAUCGGUGUGUUUUUUUUGUUUUCUCUCCUUUUCCUUCUUGUCGCUGCCCGUCGCCACCGCGCUCGCCUGCGCCGGGCCGGCCCCGAACGACAACCGCGUACCGGAACGCACGGGCGAAACACGCCGCCGCCGCCGCCGACGUUGCACGUUAUUUAUUUUGUUUUUAUUUCGUUGUUUUAUUUUUUUUUUUCACUCUUCCCGACGCGCAUACAGCCGCCGAUCGUUUGUCGCCAUUUUGUGUGUGCGCCGCAGCGUCUAUCGCGUGUGCCCUUAAAAACGUACCAAUCUCGUGGCCGUUUUUUUUCGCGUUCCGACGACGUCCGCGUAGUGUGCUGGUGGUCUGGCCGCCUGGCGACACGAUACGGGACGCGCGCCGAUAACUGGACUGUGGUGCUGUUGCCGCCACCGCUGCUCUUGCUUGCGACGCCGCCGCCGCCGCUGAGUACGUGCGAGUAGCAGCGCGGGGUGUGCGCGUCCGUCACAGAUCCGCCGCGGCUUAGAUAACGGCCGCCGCCGGUGAUAACGAUGUACGGGCCGCCGAUGACAACGACGUGAAAAUAUGUUCGCGGACGACCAGCGCUGACGAGCUGCUAGCUCGCGCGUUCCCCAGGCCCUAUCACCGCGCUCCGUGCGCGCCACGCGUGGCCCGCCGCCCCCUACGUAACUCCGCACACGUUCCCAACACAUCCAGCAGGCAUGGCCAGCGUCCUGAACAAAGAUCCGGCCAACUACGCGAGGGAAAAGGCCAGCUUCCUCAGGGACUUGCAGCACUUCCACGACACCAGAGGAACACCAAGCCGUGUUUCACCAAAAAUAGAUGGAAAAGAUAUUGAUUUAUAUCUUCUGUAUGUUCUGGUCACCGCACAGGGAGGAUGGGUUAAGGUUAACCAGAGAAAUGACUGGAAAAAUCUUUUGGAAAAUUUUGAUCUAGUGUCAUCAUGUAUUAAUGCUGAAGUUGCAUUAAAACAAAUAUACCUAAGGUACUUAGAUCGUUAUGAAAAAAUUAACUUUUUGGGAGAAACUGGAUCAAUUGCUGGCGAUGAUGAUGAAGAUAGUAGACAUAAAAAAUGGUCUGCUAGAGCAUUGCAUUCUGUUCCUUUAGUUUAUAAUCACCAUCAACAUGCUGUUAAUGAAUCUGUAAGAGCGUUUCAUGGUUUAUCAACCAAUCUCUACAAAGCUAGUGAUUAUGAUAAAUUAUCUUUAUCGUUGUUAUCACCUUUACCUAAUGAGCAAGACCUGGCAAUUAAUGUUUGUAUCCUCUUAUCUAAUGAAAACAAACAUGCAAUUAAGUUAUCAAAGUGCCCACAAAUUCUUCACCAUCUCUUGGCUCACGCUGGUGUAUUUACUCAUUCUGCUUCGCGUAAGUAUUGGGAUGAUUAUUAUCGGAAAGUUCGAAAAUGGUCAAUAAAAUCAUUUUGGAAAGAAGUUCUUGAUGAACAAGAACUAAUGUAUUUAACAGACGAAAGUCGUUUUUCUGCUCGAACUCCUAAAACUAUACCACGAAAAGAUGAUGAGUCAAGUUCUUGUAGUGAUGAUGAUGAUGAUUUUAGAAAUAAUAAAGUGAAAUUAAAUUUUGAUCCAUCCGACGAUGAAUUGUUUGGCCUGAAAAGGCCUCUUGGUACGGAUGAUCCAUAUGGGCAACGGGUGUACCAAGUGGCUUUAAUACUCAGAAAUUUGACAUUUUUUGAAGAAAAUAUGAAAGUAAUGGGUCAAGACUUGACAUUUCUUAGAUUUGUUUUAUUGUGCUGUGCAACAAGAUGGAACUGUUUGCAUCAAAUUGGUUUUGAGAUGUUGGGUAAUAUUGGACCUGUAGUACCUCUUGAUGUUGGUUCAUUGCAGCAUGCAACAUUAAAUAUUGUCUGUAAAAAUAUCACUGAAUCUAAUGAUCGUUCAAUCAUAUUAAGUGCGGUUGAGGCUUUAAAUAGAAUGGGCUCCAAAGAAUCAAAUGAAGAAUUUUUAUUGAAAAAUAUUAAUCAAAAGGUAUACGAUAAAAUAUGUAAUAUGUUAUCCUUGCAUGAUAUUAUGUUGUUAAUACAAACAUUGGAAUGUCUUUACUCAUUGAGCUCACUUGGUGAGCGUGCUUGUAAUGCAAUUGUUCAUGUACAUGGGGUUAUUGAUACUCUGGUGUCUUUAAUUACUGUUGAGGCACAGACAUAUGGACCCAAAGCAUGUAUAUUGAUGAGAGUUAUUGAGACUGUUACAACUCCUUCGACAACUACAUUUGCUGCAGAAUCAGCACCAAAGACACAUUUGAUGGCAGCCCCUAGUGUUCCUCCACCUUCUAAUGCAUCCCAACAUCUAAUUUCGACUUUCACAUCUCAGAAUGUACUCCCUCUACCCACACCCGCGGUUGCAAAUCCUGUUAUAUUACCAAAUGCUCCAACUGCUGUACCUGUUAUGUCUACAACUUUAAAUACUUUUACAUCUGUAACACCAACUGGACCACCACCACCACCACCACCGCCCGUGCAAUCAGUUGCUAGCCCCAAAAUCAUGGUUCCAGUUACUGUGACUGUUACAACCAAUUCAGCUAUAGUAUCUUCAAGCCAAACUUCUCCAAGUGUUCCUCAACCAGCUAAUAUGAUACAACAAGAGAAUGAACAAUUUGCAUUAAACUGGAUUCGCGCUGUGCUUGAAGUGUGUCCUACUCCUGGACGAGGAAUUGAUCAAGCUGAAUUAUAUAAAUUAUAUAUGACUGCUUGUGCUAGAGCUGGAAGAAGAGGAGUUAUUGCUCCACUUCAUUUCCCACGUUGUGUCAAAGCUGUGUUUGGACCCGGCGUUGGACCAAAAACUGUAAAACUUGCACAAAGCCAAGGUGGCAUAGCCAUGGAUCCACCCACUCAAAUUAUUGCAUACGAAGGAAUUCAGGUUCGAUCAAAACCAUUGUCAUUCCCGAUCAACACACCAGUGGUUGUGACACAAUCUACAUCUGUAACACCCUCGUCUAUUCCUACCUCACCUAUCCUUAAAGCACAACUCAGCGCACCAGCUACUAAUGUCCAACAAAAUUCUCCUUUAAUUAAGCGUGAAAUCCUAGGAAAGACCAUACAGAAUCCUGUAUCAUCUACAAGUAUUGCAAAUGAAACAUCUGUUAUUACUACAGUUGCAUCUGCUACUAUAUCUCAACCUGAAGGAACGUUAUUAUCUAAUAGCAAUACAUCUUUAAUUAAAACAUUAUUAGCUAGCAAGGUAUGCGAUCCAAAAUUGAAUGUGCCUUCUGCGACCAUAAAACUUAGUAAUAAUGAGUCAUGCACGUUAUAUGCUUCUUCUCAAAAUUGCAAUUCUUCAGUAAUUACUGAGGUGGCUCAGCGUCAGCAACAACAGAAAAUAUUACAACAACAAAAUAGUUCUACUACAUUUGCUUCGGCAUCAUCCUUAGUACCAAAGCAAACUGCCAGAAUAAAUGGUAUCAGAACUUCUUCUGAUGAGUUAUGUAAAAAUGAUAUGGUUGUAACUGUGUCUAAAUCAGAACAGAAUCAACAGUCUGUAAUUACAACAAUUGCUUCCAGUAAUAAAACGUUGGCCAAUAGCUUGAACAAACUUAGCGAUAAAGAUCAAACCGAAGUGAAUUUACUGGAGCCAAAAAAGGAAUCUCUUUUAAAUGGAACUCCAGAGGUAUUAGAAAUAAACGACAUAGCAUCAAAGAGUGUAAUGCUAUCAGGGCUAUUAGAUAAAGAGAUUGAAAAAAAAGAUGCACCAUUUUUAUAUGGAUCAAUACAAGUUGGAGACAAUGGAUUGGAAUUGAAUGGUGCGUGUUUAGAAUCAAAAGAAAAAUCAACAGCUACUUGUAUUAAAAUUAAACAGGAAGCAGGAGAAGAAAAGCCUGGACAACAACUAGUUAAAGUAAUUAUGGGUGGAAAACGGUCAGCUGAAAAAGACAUUGCUUGUGACCAAGUGCCUAAGAAACUACAUCUCAAUGGUAAUAGUAGUAGUAAUGAUGAGGAAAACAUGGAGGUUGAUGAAAGUAAUAUGAAAGCUUCUUCAACUGCUGCCAAUCUUUAUGCUGCUUUAGCAGCUGAUGUCUUAGAAGAUAUUGAUGGUUUAGAUGAUGAACCACCAAAAACAAUUCCUACUUCUCAACAACAGAUUCAAGUGAAUACUCAACCCACAACUCAGCAAAUUUUUCAAACUCCUGGGCAAAUCAUUGUAUCAUCUUCAAACACUCAAUGGCCAUCAAAUAAUCAAAGAGGUAUUGUAACAAUGGUUCAUCAAGGUAAUGCUGGUGGGCCACAAUAUGUUUUGGCUCAACCUCAGUCUGCUUUAGUACAAGGCCAAGCUCAAACUGUUCUUGUAGCUCAGACUACACCUCAAGGUUCAGGAGCUAAAACAAUAAUAAUUCUUCAACAACCAGCUGGAAAUAAUAAUCAAUCAUCUAACACUAUGACUUUAAGUCAGACUAAUUUUGUUCAAACCUCUUCACCAUCAAACCAAUCUAAAGUUAUUGUACAGCGAAUUCCAACAGCUCCAACUAUUAAACAAACCACAACUAUGGUGACUAGACCUGUAACACCUGUGACUUCUAAUGCUAAUAAACAGCAAAUUAAGGUCAUUAAGACUGUACCUCAUAUUGUAUCUGCCUCUUUGCCUACACCAUUGGUUCAAACUAGGAUACGCACUACAGCUCCAAUUAAGGUUACUGGGGAAGUCAACACUACUACUACCAAUCAUCAAGGACAAUUUUUAUGUGAAUGGAGAGGAUGUAUGCGUAAUUUUAAAUCUGCUAAUGAGGUUUAUAUGCACGCAUGUGAAUCUCAUUGUCCUUCUAAUGGUGUACAAGAAAUGCAAUGUUUAUGGGAGCGAUGUGAUGCUAUGAAGCGCAAACGGUUUUCAUUAAUGACACACUUAUUUGAUAGACACUGUAAUCCUGAUGUAUUGAGAAUGAUGGCUGUCCGAAGAAGACAAUUGUCUCAAAGUGGUCGUAGCGAAAUACCAGCUCCAGCACCACCAACACCUCAUCCUGGUUAUGCACCUAAUGCUGCCUUUAAUGCUAUUAAAAGGCAUGCAUUGGAAUUUGUUAAUCCCAAAGAACUACAGCAAAGACUAGUGAGUGCAGCUGGCAAUCAACAAUCGGCUGGGARUGUCGAUCAGGAUGAUAAUGAAGGUCCAGUAACCAAGAGCAUACGUCUAACGUCAGCACUUAUUUUGAGAAACCUAGUCAUUUAUUCUUCGACUGGAAGAUGGCAUUUAAAACGAUAUGAAGCACACUUGUCAAAUAUAGCACUGAGUAAUGUUGAAUCAUCAAGAACAAUUUCACAGCUUUUAUUUGAUUUGUGUCAUUCUAGCUGACCACACUCUGAAGAUUAACUUGUUAACUUUGUAAUUUUUGUACAUAUCAAUCAAAAUUGUGGUUGUACUCAAACAUUUAGUUUAAUGUCAAUAGUGUACAUUUUACUUGUACAUACAGAAUAGUUUUUAUUAUUUUCAUCUACCAAUUGACUAUCGACAUACUGUCUUCCAAUAUAACAAGAAAUCAACAGUACUUAAAGUGACAAGUUUUAAAUUGGACUGAUAGUGUUCUUCUACAAAAACUUCUGUUACAAAAAAAUAAUUUUGAAAUAUUGUUAAAAAAAAAAUAAUAGUUUUUGAAUAAGAUUGUCAUGUAAAUAUUGU
Messenger RNA from Diuraphis noxia (Russian wheat aphid), 5733 nucleotides. Its product is annotated as Brahma associated protein 170kD. Gene Ontology annotation, biological process: regulation of DNA-templated transcription. The record is from RefSeq and is a predicted model, not a curated record. Gene Ontology annotation, cellular component: SWI/SNF superfamily-type complex. NCBI's taxonomy places the organism in Eukaryota, Metazoa, Arthropoda, Insecta, Hemiptera, Aphididae. Gene Ontology annotation, molecular function: DNA binding.